Molecule: messenger RNA, 672 nt
Organism: Protopolystoma xenopodis
Lineage: Eukaryota; Metazoa; Platyhelminthes; Monogenea; Polystomatidea; Polystomatidae
Source: the annotation of a GenBank genome assembly
AUGAGUAGACUUUUUUAUUUUCUACUCACCACAUGUUGCACUCGCGUACACUUGUCGUGCUUCUUCUUCUUCUUUACUGCAUGUCUGGUGUAUGAGAAAGCAGUUCAACAUGAGAGAACUCCAUCGCGAAAUGCAGCCCAUGUCCAUCCGAUGGACAGUCUCAAUAAUCGACGCGACUUUUCUUCGCCCGACACGAUGUUGAAGCAAGCGCCAUGGGCGUCUUUUCUGGCUUUGGAUCAGAAAAGUUUCGGAAGAUGGCCCUUGCCUCUUGGAGAGUCUGAGCAGAGCAAAUGGUCCUUCAACUCCGACAGAGCACGAGAGACGCGAUUGCAACAGCCGAGUCCAGCCGGUCAUCAGCAACGGCCACGCUUGGAUUCGAGGCAUCACUUCCGGACGACAAAAAAUAAAAAGAUUGUGCCCCAAUCUUUGCUACCGAUGCUUCCAAAGAAGACUACAUCCACUUGUCAACGUCGGCAAUUUCACCAAUUCGACGAGUAUGUCGCACUGAAUGAGGCAACGUGUCACCUGCAUUGUCGAGAUGUGCAACCUGACAACCUACUGCCGCUGACUUGGAGACAUUUUGAGAGGAACAAUCCUCCCCAGACCAUCAUCCCUCAGACAACCUCCAGCCUCGGUCCCUUUUUGAUGGUAGCACGCAACAGGUACAAGUAG